Drosophila bipectinata is the source of this 2566-nucleotide messenger RNA. It is a transcript of the gene toy, whose product is annotated as twin of eyeless. The record is from RefSeq and is a predicted model, not a curated record. Gene Ontology annotation, molecular function: DNA-binding transcription factor activity, RNA polymerase II-specific; RNA polymerase II cis-regulatory region sequence-specific DNA binding. NCBI's taxonomy places the organism in Eukaryota, Metazoa, Arthropoda, Insecta, Diptera, Drosophilidae. Gene Ontology annotation, biological process: anatomical structure development; regulation of transcription by RNA polymerase II.
UUGGCUAAGUGCGCGCCUCGCCACUGAAACCAGUUUGCAAAAGGAAAUUUUCUUUAGACCAAACUAAAACCGAUAGGAUCGUUACGAUUUGAUCAUUUUGAAUGCAAUUUAUUCUGGAAUUAAUAAACUAGGUCGGAGCCCGCGCACAUGUUUUCCCUCCAGAUGAUGUUUGCUAUCAAUACGCUAUGUGUUAUUUAUUAUUUUUAAUUAUAAUUUGGAUUGACCGAAACUAACAUUCAAAGUGAAAGUUAAUAAACAUAACGGUACAAAUAAUGGGAUAACAUUCAGAUCCCGCCGAAAUCGAUAACACUCACGUCAAAAUCAACGGAAACACAUUUUAUUUGUGAUAAUUUAGUGAUUAAUAUCUAAGUGACAAAUAAAAACACAAGUACAAAAAUCUGACAACGAAAUAAAAUUUUAUAGUUUUAAAUCGGUCAAUAUUAAAUUCAAAUUUUAAUAAUGAUGCUAACUACUGAACACAUUAUGCACGGGCAUCCGCAUUCAUCGGUUAGCCAGAGUACAAUUUUUGGUUGCUCCACGGCGGGUCACAGUGGCAUUAAUCAACUAGGCGGUGUCUAUGUCAAUGGCCGACCAUUGCCUGAUUCUACCCGUCAAAAAAUUGUGGAAUUGGCACAUUCCGGCGCUCGUCCAUGUGAUAUUUCAAGAAUACUGCAAGUUUCAAAUGGUUGCGUAAGCAAAAUUUUGGGAAGAUAUUAUGAAACAGGAUCAAUUAAGCCCCGUGCGAUAGGUGGUUCAAAACCGCGGGUAGCCACGACACCAGUCGUUCAGAAAAUUGCUGAUUAUAAAAGGGAAUGCCCCAGCAUAUUUGCCUGGGAAAUUCGGGAUCGGCUUCUAUCGGAACAAGUUUGCAAUAGCGAUAACAUUCCCAGUGUGUCGUCUAUUAACCGAGUCUUGCGCAACUUGGCCUCUCAGAAGGAGCAGCAAGCCCAGCAACAAAAUGAAUCUGUAUAUGAAAAGCUUCGAAUGUUUAAUGGUCAAACUGGGGGAUGGGCUUGGUAUCCCAGCAAUUCAACGACCACUCACUUAUCUUUACCACCAGCGUCAGCGACUGUAGCGACACCAACUAAUUUGUCUGAACAAAUAAUUCGAGAAGAUGUUCAAAAACGUGACUUACAAUAUUCAGCUGAUGUUUCUCACACUAACUCUCAUGACAGUACAUCAGACGGAAACUCUGAUCACAAUUCAUCUGGAGACGAGGAUUCCCAAAUGCGAUUGAGACUUAAACGGAAAUUACAGCGUAAUCGAACUUCUUUUACCAAUGAACAAAUUGAUAGCCUGGAAAAAGAAUUUGAGAGAACACACUAUCCUGAUGUUUUUGCACGAGAGAGACUUGCGGAUAAAAUUGGUUUGCCAGAGGCACGUAUUCAGGUUUGGUUUUCAAAUCGCCGAGCCAAGUGGCGCCGGGAGGAAAAAAUAAGAACACAGAGACGGUCAGUGGAUAACAUUGGUAAUAACAGUGGUCGAUCUAGUACUGUAGCGAAUAACACUUCCGGAGGCGCUACGUCCUCUGUUACAACUUCUAACAAUUCUACACCCGGUAUUAUAAACCCUUCAGCUUCCGGUUCGGAAAGACCAUCAUCAGAUGUAAUUACCACAAACAACCUUACUGAGACACCUAAUGGAACAAGCGUUCUUGGCGGGGAUACAAACCCUGCACAUACAAGAUCUGAAAGUCCACCAAUCCAAGCGGUAGCACCACGAAUUCCCCUUAACACUGGUUUCAAUACAAUGUACCCAUCUAUCCCGCAACCCAUUGCUACAAUGGCAGAAAACUAUAACUCAUCUUUAGGAUCAAUGACACCCACAUGCUUGCAGCAACGGGACGCAUAUCCUUACAUGUUUCAUGAUCCAUUAUCUUUAGGAUCUCCAUAUGCUCCAACCCAUCACAGGAAUCCCACAUGUAAUCCGGCAGCUGCGCAUCAACAGCCUCCUCAGCAUGCCGUUUAUUCAAACAGCUCAUCAAUGGUCUCAUCAAAUACAGGUGUCAUAUCUGCAGGGGUUUCGGUGCCUGUUCAAAUUUCGACGCAGAAUGUAUCGGAUCUAACGGGAACUAAUUAUUGGCCACGUCUCCAGUGAUCUUCAAUUUUUAAUUUUUCUUCCGACCUUUUCUCAAAAGCGGCAGCUGCAGCCAUAGCUGUUACAAAUAGAACUGAUCAAAACCCACAGAAUUAUAAGAAUAAAGGAUGUUCAGUUGUUAGUAAAAGUGCUUCAAAUAGCAACGAUAUCCCACCGAAUUUAAACAGUCAGCCACGAGCAUCUAGAUUUCUUAACAUAAACAUGGGAAAGGAAAAAGCUUCGUGUUUGAGAACAGGUCUUGAUGUUGUCAUACGUCAAGGCCGUAUAUUUCCGGUAUCGCCAUCCCCCUCAAGCUCGUCUGAACGUAUUAACAUCAAUAUUCAUCCUGAUUAUCAAAUAAUCUAACAUUUUUUGUGUAAAUGCCAUUUUUUAUCAGUUUCGUUUCCAAGAAAUUUGAAAAUUUUCUAGUGUUAAUAUCCGAAUGUCGCCGUAUAAAUAAAACUACCUAAUUUAUGCAUUUUCACUUAAA